Malaya genurostris is the source of this 1541-nucleotide messenger RNA. RefSeq lists its product as uncharacterized. The record is from RefSeq and is a predicted model, not a curated record. The transcript has 3 exons. Lineage: Eukaryota; Metazoa; Arthropoda; Insecta; Diptera; Culicidae. The coding region runs from base 80 to 754 and encodes 224 amino acids.
GUCACACAGUGAAAGUGAAAGACUCAACGUGUCGAUUCUUGUUGUAGUAGAAUUUCGCGUUCGGUGUUUGCAAAGUGCAAUGGGAUUUUCCUGUGAAAUUAUUUUCCCGUAUAACAGGGCCGAGCUGUUUUAUUGUGGUGAACGGCUGCACUUAUCCGUCGAGCUCUCAUGUCACAAAGCAAUGUGGAUUAAAGAACUUGCGUUGGGUGUAUCGUGCGAAAACCAGCAGAAUACUGAAACUAGCAUGUUUGGCCACUACAUCGACGAUCCGGAUAACGAUUCCGUUAGGAAUCAAACCCGGAAUAAUACAAACAAAUCGGAGACCACAAUAGGAUUGCUAGGGGAAAACGAAACUGCAAUCAAGCUAACACGUGGAACCUACAUAUUCAAUAUGGAAUGUCACUUGCCCGAAAGUAUCGCCGAGGAUAUCAGCGAUGAAAACCAUCAACUCGAUUACAUUUUCACGGUGAAGGUCCGGAAAGUGCUGAAAAAAAAUCUCAAACAGCACAAGUCAAUCUCCGUUCACCAUCUGCUUCUACGGUACCAUCACCGAAAAGUACCCUUUGUGUGGCCAGGACAAUAUUGUUACAUUUCGAAUUUUUCCUUCUGCUCGGCCACCAUCAGCUGCGAUUAUGUGGCGAACAUUGACCGAUCCAACAAUCGACUCCAGUCGUCGGAUGACGCCGAUGACAGUUUAGAGAAUUGGUUGGAUUCUGUUCUGGAGAAACCGAAACCUCCGGAUGAUGAAGAGUGAUCAGCGAACGGAAGUUGUGAGAUGAAUCUCGUGUGGAACCAGAAGACUGAUUUGAUAAGCUUAGGUAUAUUUAUACGGAAACAGAAAAUGUGAUAACUAGGAUAACCAUCACUGCUUUUUUAUAGUAUGAACUUAGUUGAAUAUUUGAGAAAUGUUAAAUGUUAUAGCAUUUUCAGUAAUAUGUAUAUGUAUUAUAAAUCAUAAAUUUUAUAUACGUAUACAAGAAGAUUUGUAGAAUUUAUUUUGGUUAAUCGUGACAAUUUCUCUUAUAAAAAAUGAUUAGAAUAAUGCGAGUAUUUUACCCAACAUUAAGAUAACUUUAUAAAUUUAUUUAGAUAAUUGUAAAACUUAAAUAAUAAACUCUUGAUUUAAUGUAGCAUUAAAUAAAUAAAUUUGUGAUAACAGAUCAAUCGAUUGUAGGUUUGCCCGGUCACACAUAGCAGGCCUGUAUAUUUGCUUAAAAUUUGCUUUACGUUGAAGAUAAGGGACUCACUACUGCCAAAUACUUCACUGUUUGCCUCAAUCUCAUAAAACAUCCCACUUGUUUUUCCAGAAGAAGAAAAAAACUGCUCUCUUGUCUAUUGCAGAAAUUUGUCAACUACAAAAAUGGAACAAUUCUCUCACGUGUAAAACUCGCAUUAUGUUCGCAUGUCGUUUGGAAUUCAAUCAGAAUCAAAACAAUGUACUUAAUCCGAACAGAGAUCAUACGGCAGGUUUCUGCAUCAAUAUUCAUCGAUUCUGAUCAUUUUCACACAAAACUUUAAAAACCUUCCUGCUUUCUUAAGAA